UGCAUUGCAUUUAGUGCAGUAAUAUUUUUGCGUCAGCGUUAGCGUAAUAUAGGAAUAGGCUACUUUCAAGAUUUAUUUGCAAGUAUUUAUUCUUAAUGUUGUAAAAGCUUAAUAUUUGUGAUUUUUAUUUAGCAUAGCCCAGUUAAGAAACUGUACCCGUACUGUAAUUGAUUAUGUUUUGGUUAAAAUUAACUAGCCGUACAUCGAGUUCUGUUGGAUUACGACAGAAUUUUCUUAAAACAUCUUGCAAUCCAUCAAGAAUACAAAAUCUACAAACUUUACCUAAAUCAAUCGGUAUUCAUAAUCAAUUUUCAAUUCUACAGAUUAAUGAACUAAGGCCAUGCUCAAGUUUAAGAAGAGCUGAUAUGUUUUCAAACGACUCUACUAUAGAGGAGGUUGAUUCGGCUACAUUUGAAAAUGUGUGUUCUGAAACACUAGACUCUCUCUGCGAGUUCUUUGAAGAUAUUAUAGAAAACAUUCCAAAACUUAAAACAGCUGAUGUCUGUUUUGGUGAUGGAGUCCUUACUGUCAACUUAGAUACAUAUGGAAUAUAUGUUAUCAACCGCCAAUCACCAAAUAAACAAAUCUGGCUGAGUUCACCUGUCAGUGGCCCUAAACGUUAUGACUUUGUGCCAAGCAAAAAUGGAUGGGUAUAUCGACAUGACAACCAAACUUUACACCAACUGUUGAAGAAUGAACUAUCCGAGAUUGUUAAAAGCUCUAUUGAUCUAUCUAAUUGCGCCUAUUGCGGUGAUUUAAAUAAAUAAAACAAUAGUUUACCAUAAAAAA
This is a messenger RNA of Macrosteles quadrilineatus (aster leafhopper), 789 nucleotides long. It is a transcript of the gene fh, whose product is annotated as frataxin homolog, mitochondrial. Lineage: Eukaryota; Metazoa; Arthropoda; Insecta; Hemiptera; Cicadellidae. Gene Ontology annotation, molecular function: 2 iron, 2 sulfur cluster binding; ferric iron binding; ferroxidase activity. Gene Ontology annotation, cellular component: mitochondrion. The record is from RefSeq and is a predicted model, not a curated record. The transcript is spliced from 3 exons. Gene Ontology annotation, biological process: iron incorporation into metallo-sulfur cluster; intracellular iron ion homeostasis. The coding region runs from base 174 to 767 and encodes 197 amino acids.